This is a messenger RNA of Asterias rubens (European starfish), 1571 nucleotides long. RefSeq names its product rRNA N6-adenosine-methyltransferase ZCCHC4-like. Gene Ontology annotation, molecular function: nucleic acid binding; rRNA (adenine-N6-)-methyltransferase activity. The record is from RefSeq and is a predicted model, not a curated record. NCBI's taxonomy places the organism in Eukaryota, Metazoa, Echinodermata, Asteroidea, Forcipulatida, Asteriidae. Gene Ontology annotation, biological process: rRNA methylation. Gene Ontology annotation, cellular component: nucleolus; cytoplasm.
CCAGUGAGUAGAUUCAAUACGACAGCUGCAGGGCUCCCUCUGUUGUCUGCAUCAAAUCAGGCCUGUCCAAAACACUGGUGGUAAUACCACAGGUCAAAGCUGAACUUCACCAACGGUUGUGUCAAAGAACUGCGUCUUGGGGUUAUCAGUGGUUAACUCUACCAGGCAGCGGGAAGCGAAGAAACAAUGAAGGCGGUCAAAAGAAACGUCACAUUUCAAGAAAGCGUUGGAUUGCUCUGCAGUGACUGCUUGACCUCCGGAGAGAACGAUAUCAUGUGUGCUGCUAGUGUGGCAAAUACUCUAGGCGUAGAGGUGUCUCUGGUGCAGAAUUCACCUUGUUGUCCACAUGGUCCGACGUUACUGUUUGAGCGGUUCAAUGGGAAGCACAAGAAACAGCGCUACUAUGCCUGCUCUGCAUGCAGAGAUCGUAAAGAUUGCAGCUUUUACCAGCUCGCUGAUGAGAAAGUCUCUGAGGCUAAGAAGAUGAGCAGAGAGGAACUCAACAGAUCACAGCAGCCGUGGACCAGCCAUGAACAUUUUUUCCAAAGAAUGCAGGACACUAAGGAUUUGAGUCCAUCUGAGAGGAAAUUUUGUCAAUCCUGCAGCCUGUUACUGCGUCCACAAGAAGUCCAGACUCACUCGAAGCAUAAGAUAAAGGCUGACCUCACCGACGCUAUCCUGAGUCAACCAUCCUAUCUCCUCCUCCCGCUAGAGGACAACAAAACAAACGCUCAAUAUCUGUUCUCUAAAACAGCCACUGAGUUUCUGAUCACCACCAUUAAGAGGCUCGGUUAUGACAGAGUGCUGUGUGUUGGGUCUCCCAGAUUACAUGAGAUGAUACAGUCUGAGGCAUCAUCAGACCUCAGCAGUCUGUUGUUGGAUAUAGACCAUAGAUAUGGUCAGUUCUACCCUCCGAGCCUCUUCUGUCGUUACAACAUGUUCAACGAUCACUUUUUAGACGGCGAGAAGAGCAGGACUAUCUGCGAGGACUUUUUGCAUCGUAACCAUGGCGAUGGUAUCGUUAUGGUUACUGACCCUCCUUUUGGAGGCAGGGUGGAGAUCCUGGCUGAGGUCAUCCAGAGGAUGAUGGGAAGAUGGACAAUGGGGUUACAAGACCUUGGCUCGACAGCUAAGCUUCCACUACUUUGGAUCUUCCCAUACUUCUUAGAACAAAGAAUUCUGGAUAGUUUUCCUUCUUUUACAAUGCUUGACUACAAGGUUGACUAUGAUAAUCACCCGUUGUUCCAGAGCAAUCGGAAGAAGGCUCGUAAGAAAGGCUCCCCUGUCAGAGUCUUCACCAAUCUUCAACCCUCUGAAAUCCAUCUUCCUCUCGAUGAAGGCUACAGGUUUUGUAAAGCGUGUAAACGCUACGUAGCGGAAGAGAAUAUACACUGUACUCAAUGCAACAGCUGCACGUCCAAAGAUGGCAGCACGUAUAAGCAUUGCAAGGAUUGUCAGAGAUGCGUCAAACCAGGUUACGUUCACUGUACAGUUUGCCAGCGAUGUGAGUUACCAGAUCAUCAAUGCAAUAGGCAGUCUAUGGGGUGCCACAUCUGUGGCUCACUCACUCA